Molecule: messenger RNA, 2457 nt
Organism: Arthroderma uncinatum
Lineage: Eukaryota; Fungi; Ascomycota; Eurotiomycetes; Onygenales; Arthrodermataceae
Exons: 10
Coding region: 1-2457 (818 amino acids)
Biological process (GO): intra-Golgi vesicle-mediated transport
Cellular component (GO): membrane; trans-Golgi network; TRAPPII protein complex
Source: RefSeq, a predicted model, not a curated record
AUGUCUGAAUACCAGUUUCUACAAAAUGCGACCCUCGAUACCAUUGUUCCCCAGACUUCAGAUCUAAACAUAGAGGAGUUGCUGGGAACCGUCGAAGAGAGCUCUGGAGAUCCUGUGCUUAGCCUGCCAGAUUUCCCAAAGGAUAGUCUAGAGGCUUGCAUCUCAAAUCUCAGUGUACAUCUGGAGGCCUUCGCUAUUGAUGAGGGCAACCCAAACGAGCAGAGUGAAGAGGAAUCCAAUUCAAAGGACCUGAUAUACUCUCAUACAGUGGAUAAUAAGGAUGACCCACUGGUUAUUGUUAAUGAAUCCGUUGGUGAUGGAGGAAGUGGAAAUACUGCCUAUGUGAUAUGGAAAUCGGAAGCUUUCCUCUACCGCCCUCGAGUGCGCCUAAGACAUCCGUCUGUUGUGUUUACUGCAUCUGCCGACUUUAGUCCUCGAGGAUCAGAGAAAUCGGCCAGCAACGAUCAGUAUUUACCAUGUCUCACUCCUGCUUCCACAAAUAUCUUCCAGUCCCUAACUGCUGCCGGAGAGGACCUGGAUCCAUACCUACCCGCGUCCAGGAUAUUACGGCUUGUCCCUUCUACUCAGCCCGAAGGGUCCAUCUACAAUGUGCAACAAGCGUCAUAUAACCCCAUUCGCAUCAUACCGGCCGCUAGUGCCAAGAUUAGGUAUUCCCGUUCUGCUGCAGUAUCGAAAAAGUUAUCAACAACUGCCAGCCUCGAUCUUGAAACGACCCCUUUUACCAGCUACGAGGUUGUUCUAGAAGAAGCAGAGUUACUUUUGAGCAGUGGCACAGUCGAACCCCUGACAGAAGCCAUUGGGUUUUCGCCUCCUAUUAGCUGUCCCGCACGCCAUGAUGUAUCAUUAGUCUACAAGCUGCUGUCCGCGGAAGUGGCAGAUACAGAUACACCGAUGACCUCUAUUCUCGACAUUUCACUCAAGGUCACAGUACUCGUUUCCGACGAUUGUCGGCCCAAGAUAUCCAUGCGCUGGAGGACCAAUGUGGACUUUUCCAAGCCUACACACCAAUCAUUGGGGGGCGUUAGUAACAUGUUGCGUCGAAGCAUCGUGUCUCGUGGCAGCGACCAGUCAACGACACAGGAACCCUCCACAGCACAAGUCUCAUCGUACUCUCCUGAAAACCAGGGGGUGAAAAUAUCAUUCUACGGCCCCUCCAGCGUCGAGGUUGGCAAGCCAUUUGACUGGGAUGUUUUCAUCGUGAACACAUCGACAAAAUCAAGGAAAUUUGGAAUUGCUGCCGUUCCGUUUCGAAGGCGUUCAGACACGCGAGCACACGUUCCAAGACCGUCGUCCACUUCUUCCAUAAGGAGGCCCGAUGAGGUGGCAGAGGCUGUUGUUGACGAAAAUAUUGUCUAUGCAAUGCAGCAAAACGCAGCUCCCCAUGAAACCGAUCUUAUAUGCCUCAGCACCGACACGAAAGUAGGGCCUCUUCUUCCCGGUACAUGCCACUCUACAAGACUAAGGCUGCUGCCGCUGUCCCCGGGCCUUUUACAUCUGGAGGUCGUGAAACUGGUCGACCUGGGCUCGAACGAAACCAUGGAGAUCAGAGAUUUGCCUGAUAUAGCACUCUGCGAACAAUCUAUCCGCCGCACCCACAUCUGCCAGGCGCCUCCAUCCAUAAAUCACACGGGGCUAUCAAGAGGAAGUCCAAGGCACCCCGGCACUAUGAUCAACCCAUCGAAAUGGGGUCUGCUCAAGGCCCUCGACAGUCGAUAUAUCUACGGUCGUGUGCCCUUGCUACAUGCCAUUAUUUUCCUCAUCGAGAUCGCCGUAACCAUGAGGCUGAUUGCUAAAUUCAACACAUACUAUGCUCAGAACCCCGUCCUGACGACGAUGGUCACAAACGCUGUUCUGGGUGGAAUAGCGGAUACAGUUGCACAGUCGAUAUCCGCUAUCAGUGCACGAUGCAAGGAGCUCCCGAAGAACAAUGAUAAAACUAGCUUUAUCUCGAUCGAUUUGCAAGAUCUUGAGAAGGAGAAGCCGCCGGCAGUUGGGGAGCUAAACUUUUACAGAAAGCGCCCUGCACCCUUCGAUUUCGAGAGACUCACCCGGUUCAUGGCAUAUGGCUUCUUUAUGGCUCCUGUCCAGCACCGGUGGUUCAAAUUCUUAUCUCACAUAUUCCCAGUGACACAGACCCAUGCCACCCUUCCAGCGCUGAAGCGUGUUGCAAUGGACCAACUUAUAUUUGCUCCGAUCGGUCUGGCAUGUUUCUUCACAUUCAUGACAGUGGCAGAAGGCGGUGGCCGCCGUGCUCUGUCUCGGAAAUUCGAAGAUGUCUACUUGCCAACCUUGAAGGCCAAUUUCGUCCUCUGGCCGACUGUUCAAAUUAUGAACUUCCGCCUAGUUCCUAUUCAGUUCCAGAUUCCAUUUGUUUCGUCAAUAGGAAUUGCUUGGACAGCUUAUUUGUCACUCACCAACUCUUCUGAAGAAGAGUAA